CACCUCCCUUUACCCUAACUGCUUUUCUAUGGUCUGGUCGCAGUGAGAGAGACGCUGUGUAUGUGUGACCACAGAGGGCUGCUGCGUCUCCUGAUGUCAGGCACAGACAUGUGUGAGCAGAGCUGAGGAACUCAAGCACCUCUCAGAGUUUAGUGUUCCCGCUUCAUCUUCCAGCCUGGUGAGGUCACACCGCCUCUGGAUACGGGACUCAUCUUUCUUCUGCCGGGACAUUCUGGAUUUAAAUGAUGGUUCAUUAGAAAAGGAGCUGAAGGUCGAGGUGUGAUAAAGUAGAGAAGAAAGCACAAAAGAAAAGAAAAAGAAGCCAACAUGAACCCCAUACGGAAAGAUAUGGAGCUGCUGAGUAACAGCAUGGCUACUUACGCACAUAUAAAAGGGAACAUGGAGAGCUUUGCGCUGUACUUCAUGUUGGGCGUGUGUUCAGGUCUUCUGCUGGCUCUGGUCCUCCUCAUACUGGGCAUCACCUGCCGACCGCGUUCAAAGACAAAAACGCCCUCCACACCAGACAAGAGACGACUAAAAGAUUCCAGCGAGGAGGAGGAAGACAAGGAAGAAGAUGACAGUGAGGCAGGAGACGACGAGGACCUAGAAGUCCCAGUGCUCACCGUGAGUCCCCUGAGCGAUCAGACCCAGCUGAACGGAACCAUUAGGAGCGUCAAUGUGUUUGCUUCAGCGGAAGAGCUUGAGAGAGCCAGAAGACUGGAGGAGAGAGAACGAAUCGUCAGGGAGAUCUGGAGGAACGGACAGCCGGAUAUACUCGUCACCGGCACAGGAACACUCGGUCGAGUUCACUAUCUCUAGUAGCGUGUCUUAUCUUCUGGACGCAGUUGUUUCAUGCAUACAGAGAACCACACCUGGUGACAGCAUUGAAUUUGAAAUGUUCCUCACAACUAAUUUUUUUCUCAUCACCAUAUGCAGAUAUGAAAUGCCUCACAGGACAUUUAUCUGCGCAAGUGAUUUAGGUGUAAUAUACCUUUAAAAAGGGAAGGAGUGAGAGUUUGAUUUGCAUAUUUCUGUUUUGAGGUUGAUUUCACAAGCCCUUGUCUUCUGAAUGAGCAUUUGUAAGUUUUUAUGGAUCACUUUUUUCUUUUGCAUUUUUUUAUAUCCAUAAAUACAUUUUAAAACUUAAAUGUUUGUAUAUAUACACACUAUGUACUUUUAAAAUAAAAACAAAACCAAAUAUUUACACCCAAUCUUCACACAUGGUGCAUAAGUGAGAAAUGAGACGCAGCCCUUCACCUUCCAUUAUUUGCUAAAUUUUUCAACUAUCUCUCCUCCGGUUUCCUUUUUCCAUAUCCCUAUUCCCCCAUCUUAAAAAAAAAAGGAUACAAUAAAUAAUCAGAAGAUAAUCCACCUAGAACUGUAGUUGCACAAUUAGAUGUAUUAGACAAAUUUAAAAGCCCAAAUAAUACAGAAGAAAUAAUAGGAGGCACAAAAACAGGCUUUUAAACCCUCAGGAAUGCUUUUAUAAAUUGAGCAAAGAGUGCCAUUGGACAGUUCCAUUAAUUAAAUUGCAGAAAGGUAUUUAGCAACAUAAAAUGGAUGUUCUUUGCAAAUGUGAUUAACAGAAAAACAACAAACAAAUUAAAGGGGUCCUUGAUUAUGAUUUCACUUUUUAAACUCGAGUUAUUGUGUACAGAAAUCGCUUUUUAAGGACUACAACAAAUG
Messenger RNA from Megalobrama amblycephala (Wuchang bream), 1686 nucleotides. RefSeq names its product eva-1 homolog Bb (C. elegans) (gene eva1bb). Lineage: Eukaryota; Metazoa; Chordata; Actinopteri; Cypriniformes; Xenocyprididae. The transcript has 3 exons. The record is from RefSeq and is a predicted model, not a curated record. Bases 328 to 819 code for a protein of 163 amino acids.